AUGGUUGCACUAAGGAACAUCCUGGGCAUCUUCGCAGAGGGUGAGCUGCGUUCGCGCAAGCCACGGGGCACCGCUGCUUCGACAGGGGAUUUGACCAAGGGCAUCAGCUUCGUGCGGGGGCAAACAUUGCAGCCUACCUCGGUACCAGCCCCAGCGAAGGAAGAGAAAGAAGAGAAAGACGCGAAGGAUGAUGCUGAUGAUGCAGAUUCCGAUGUGGACAGCCGAUUUGUCCUCGAUGCCAGUGUUCCCAAUGGCAACUUCAAGCCUGCCGUGGAGGGACCCAAGCUUCCUGCGCGCAACAAGUUGUCCUUCAACCAGAUGUCCAGUAGCUACGGCAAAGGUUUUGCCAUGUUGCAGAAAAUGGGCUUCACUGGAGGUGGGCUGGGAAAGCACAACGACGGCAUCGCGAAUCCUAUUGAGGUGCAAAAGCGGCAGAGCAAGCGUGCGUUGCAAGAUGAUGGGGAGAUGGUGGAUCAAGACCUCUAUGGAAAUGAAGGUGGCCGACGUACAGUGGAGGAGCUGCUGUCCAUGGACCGGGCACCUGAGAAGAAGUCCACGGAACCCAAAAUCAGCGAUGGAUGGAAGAGAGAUGGCAAGCCAAAGAAGCAGAAGACCAUCUACAAGACAGCAGAAGAGAAUGCAGGCGAGGUGCCCGCCAUGCGCAUUGUCGACAUGCGCGGCCCGGAGGUCAAGGUGGCCUCCUCCUUUGCUGAGCUGGCGGCCAACCUGUCAGGUGAUUCCGUGCGAAGCCUCAAGGAGUUUCGCCACAACACACGUCUCUUGGUGUCGCGCUACGAGGACAAGGUGCGAUUGGCAGCGGAGCGCAAGAGGCACUGCGAGAACGUCAUCCUUUCGGCCGCCAAGGAGCAGGAGAGGCUCCAGGCGGCAGAUAACAUCAGUGAAGCUGAUGUGAAAGGCUGCAAGGAGUUGGUGGUGGAAAUGGAGUCUUUGAGGGAACGACAGGAUGAAGGAAGCAUCGGCUUGAGCGAACUGGCCGAGACCUUUCACCGCUUAGAAAGAUCGCGACCCAAAGAGUUUCAUUUGUUGCAAGCCAUCGACGUCGCCUUCGCCUUGGCCCUACCCACGGCCAAGCGGGAACUGUCCACCUGGCAACCCUUCAAAGCCCCGGAGCUGGUGCUGAAAGCCAUGGCCAAAUGGCAAGACUUGGGCGACAAGGAGCGCUUUUCGGCUCUGCUGGAUGCCUCGUUGAUUCCCCAGCUCCGCAAGGCGCUGGUUGCCUGGGCCCCCAGGGAUUUCGAGCCCUGCAUUCGAUUGAUGGAAACCUGCCAGCGGCUGCUGCGGACGGAGGUGGCAGAUUCCCUGGUGGCAGAGGUGGUGCUCCCCAGAUUAAGAUCUGAGAUUGAAGUCUGGGAUCCGCGCAUCGAUCAGAGAUCAGCGCAUUUGUGGUUGCAUCCAUGGCUGCCCUUGUUGGGACGGAAGAUGGAGAUGCUUUGGACGCCUAUCAGGUUCAAGAUCUCCAGUUGCUUGGAAAAGUGGGAUCCCAGUGACCCUUCGGCUCAUGGUCUUCUAAAACCCUGGCAACAGGUCUUUGAUCCCGCCAAUUGGGAUCCGCUCAUCGAGAAGGUUCUGGGGCGACUGGAACGCUCCUUGCAGGAGACGCCCAUCAAACCCGAUGGUCAGGACCUCACGGCCGUCAAGAGCCUCCUUCGCUGGCUGGAUCUGGCACCGCUGGAGAAUGUGGCGCGAGUCCUGGAGACCGCCCUCUUCCCGCAGUGGCACGGUGCCCUGAAGCGCUGGCUGAGAACUGAAGGCUGCAACUUUACGGAGGUCCUGCAGUGGUACCAGGGUUGGAAGGCCCUGUUCCCUCCAGAGCUGCGGGAGCAGCUGGUGGUGCAGCGGCAUUUGGCGCAUGGCCUUGAGGUGAUGAAGCACGUCAUGGCCGGCGGCGAGGCUCUUGGCCCCGAGGAGCCAACAAGGGCCGGGGCAGAGAAGGCAACAGCGAACAGCAGGUUGCCAGUGGAAGAGGUGAGCUUGAGCUUGAGCGACUAUGUCACCCAAGUUGCAGCAGAAGAGGGGCUCAUCUUCCUGCCCAAGAAACAGCAACGCAAUGGCAAGCAUGUCUACCAGCUUGGAGCGGCCACUAUCCAGUUGGAUAAGAACCUCGUCUACGUGGCACCCAGAGGUGGCGAAGGUGAGUGGAAGGCCGCCUCCAUGGAUGAGCUGUUGAAGUUGGCUAAAGCCACCAAGAAAUGACUGGGCCGGACAGCCGAGGUUGGCCCAGUGCAGCUUGAAGGGCCAUGAAGUGUGGCUC
Molecule: messenger RNA, 2272 nt
Organism: Cladocopium goreaui
Lineage: Eukaryota; Dinophyceae; Suessiales; Symbiodiniaceae
Source: the annotation of a GenBank genome assembly